Neltuma alba is the source of this 3320-nucleotide messenger RNA. RefSeq names its product TMV resistance protein N. The coding region runs from base 252 to 2336 and encodes 694 amino acids. The record is from RefSeq and is a predicted model, not a curated record. NCBI's taxonomy places the organism in Eukaryota, Viridiplantae, Streptophyta, Magnoliopsida, Fabales, Fabaceae. The transcript is spliced from 7 exons. Gene Ontology annotation, molecular function: ADP binding; ATP hydrolysis activity. Gene Ontology annotation, biological process: signal transduction; defense response.
UGAGGCAUUUGGCGAUCGCUGAAUCUGAAGAGCUUGUUUCAAGAGAAAGCGAGUCUGCAAGUUCUGAAGUUGCCAUUUUUGAAGCCUUGGUUUGUGAGAGCUAUUUCUUUCGUUUCCCUUCACAUCCAUCCAGAACUUGACUAAAGAGGAGGAAGUCUGCAAAGCUCGAAGCUAACAUUUUUGGGAUCUUGUGAGCUAAGCUGACAUCCGCCAGGACGAAGCUAGAAACGGCUAUAACAACCAUUGCUCCAAUGCUCCAAAAAGUUUUAUUGAUCAUAUUGGGAGUAUUAAUUUCCAAAGCUAUCAGACUCAUCUCUCAUUGGCGCAAUGGUAACCAACCUGCUGCUAUUGAUGCUAGUUCUGAGGAUGAUGUUAUUUUGACUCAAAUGAAUUCUCCUCCUGCUACCAAGUAUGAUGUGUUCCUUAGCUUUAGAGGAGAAGACACUCGCCACAAUUUUGCAAGUUAUCUUUGUAAAGGACUUCAAAAUGCAGGCAUUCACACUUUUAUGGAUCACGAACUCCGCAAAGGAGAAUCAAUCUCACCUGUUCUUCAAAGAACAAUAGAGGAAUCAGAAAUAUCUAUGAUUAUUUUCUCCCAAAAUUAUGCUUCUUCAACUUGGUGUCUGGAUGAGCUUGUUCACAUAUUAGAAUGCAAGCGUAAAUUUGGAAGGGUUGUGAUACCUAUUUUCUAUAACAUAGAUCCUUCAAACAUACGCAAACAAAAUGGGAAUUUUGGAAAAGGAUUUCAUGUAUUGAAGCAAAGAUUUAAAGGCAACCAACAAAAAUUGCAAAAGUGGAGAAAUGCUUUAAUCCAAUCCACAAGUUUCUCUGGAUGGGAUUCCCACAGUACCAGACCUGAAUUCAAACUUAUUGAAGAGAUUGUCAAAGAUAUUUCGAGAAAGUUGGACUAUGCGUCAUCAUCUCAUCUUGAAGGACUCAUUGGCAUUGCUCGACAUGUUAAAAACAUUCGAAGGCUUCUAACUGGGGCUCGCAUUGUAGGAAUAUGGGGUAUGGGUGGUGCUGGUAAGACCACACUUGCUAAAGCCAUAUUUCAAGAGUUGAGAGCUCAAUUUGACACUUUCUCCUUUAUUGAAAAUGUCAAAGAGCAAUUAAAAAGAAUUAGUUUGGAUGAGCUACAGAAGAAUUGCCUCAAAGAAUUAUUAAAAGAUGAGGGCAUUAGCAUCUAUGACAUAAAAUCCACUUUUGUGAAAAAUAGGCUUCAGAGCAAAAAAAUUCUUCUUAUACUUGAUGAUGUGGACAAGUCAAUAGUAGCGGCAGAUUUAACCAAGGUACUUGAUUGGUUUGGUGAAGGAAGUAGAAUUAUUAUCACAUCAAGGGACAUGCAAGUGCUGAAGAAUGCUUCUGCUGCAUUUUCAACAUAUCAUGUUCCAGACUUGGGUUUUGAUAAUGCUUUUCAUCUCUUUAGUUUGAAAGCAUUCAAGCAAGAUGAGCCAUCUAAAGGUUACAUGGAGUUAUCAAAAUCAGUAGUGAAAUAUUGUCACGGAAACCCAUUAGCCCUAGUAGUGCUAGGUUGCUUCCUCUAUGGCAGAGGAAAAGAAGAGUGGGAAAGUGCUUUGGAAAAACUAAAUCAAGCUCCACCAAAGGAUAUUGUUGAUGUUUUGAAGUUGAGUUUCGAUGGACUUGAUGACAAACAGCAGGAAGUGUUUCUUGACCUAGCAUUCUUAAUCAAGCAAGGAGUUGAUAUUUCUUUGAACCUAACGAGACAAUUAUAUAGCUCUUCUAUGCAUAUUGAGAUUAGUACUCUUAGAGAGAAGUCCCUCAUUUCAUUUGAUAAUAAUCAUAAUGAUCUUAUUGAGAUGCACGAUCUUGUGAGGAAAAUGGGCCUUGAAAUUUCAAGCCAACAAUUAUUCUCUGGUUCCAAAAUCCCUGUUCGACUAUGGAAGCAUAAGGAUAUUUAUCGGUUUUUCAACAAUGACCAGCAGGCAAUUGAGGCAAUUCGAUGCAUGUCAUUGGAUGCAACCAAGAUAGAAAGCAUGACAUUGAGGGCUAGUCAUUUUAGAACGAUGCAUUAUUUAAUGUCUCUUCAAGUUUACAAGUCACAUUGGGAAAAUCCUUCAAAGUUGAGUAUUUGUGAACCGUUGGAUUAUCUUUCUAAAGAAUUAAGGUUUCUUAGUUGGGAAGAAUAUCCACUACCAUCUGUGCCAUUACAAUUUUGUGCUGAGAAUCUCAUUGAACUUAAUUUGCCUGACAGUAAUAUCCAACAGCUUUGGGAGCAGCAAUUUCCAAAUCUGAAGGAAAUAAAUCUAACAGGUUCAAAGAAUCUCAUGGCUCUCCCAGAUAUGUCUCAAGCCCCUAAAGUUAAAUCUUUGCAUUAAUCGUUGUAUGAAUUUGUGUCAAAUGCAUUUUUGACUGUCCCGGAACAGGAUAUCUAUUCACUUAUAAAUGAUUGUGGGCGGAUGCAGAUAAAUGUUGGGGGCAGUAUGAAAGGGAGAAGUUCAUCAAGGUUAGUGAUUGGGAAGAAGUAUUGGGAUCUUGACAAUUUGACAUUCAAUAAAGUGACAAUGAAGGUGUUGGUAUGUGGCAAGAUGAUGUGUGGCGUUGGAUUUAAGCAUGUGACAAUGCCAUUAAAAGAAACGGCAGAAUUCAUGAGAAUGGUGACUUUACUUCCAUUUGUGAGGAGAGUUGAAUGGUUAGAGGGUCCAACUGAGUUUGGGCAUGAUUUCAAGCAACAUCAUACCUAUGAUGAUUAUUAUUUUGAAGAUAAUCGCGGCUUCAGUGUUGCUGCGAGGGUGAGGGGUGAUGGAGAAGAAAGGAGCGUGGAGAUGAUGGAAGAUGAUGAGGAUGAGAGAAAAUGAUUAGUGAGAAUGAAAGAGAAAUGAGUAGUAAAGGUGAUCAAGUAGUAGAGACGACAUUAUUAUUAAUGGAAGAUGAACAAGAAGGGGCCGAUGAGGAUGAUAGUAAGAGGGAUGAUAUAUUGUUAACAGCACUACUUAUUCCUAACAGCAUUCCUCGCUGGUCAUUAUUGAAGAGACUGACAUUAAAAGAGAGUAUUAUUAUUGGGAAUAAUAUUGUGGGUUGCAGCAGCGUCCCUCAAGUUUCAAUAAUCCUCAAAUCACUUAAUGAAGAUUGCAGAAGGAGGAUUCGGCCUCUCUUAGUUGUACAACUCUCUUCGCCAUUAUCCCCUUUACCUCAUCAUUCUUUCGAUGUCUAUUAUAACCAUUUGGAGGGCAUGCCACAAUAUCGUCGUUUUCUUUUAUUCAGCAGUAGAUACCGGUCAUAUGAUUAUUUGGAUCAUCCUCUCUUAACUGUUUACUUUAACGAUUACUGCUGAUGAUAUUAAUUAUCAUUUAAAUUUCUCA